AAUCCGUCUUGUUUAAUUUUACAGCUUCAAUUCAAUCUCUUGUGUGUGUUUUUUUCUAUAAUGGCUGAUAUGAAAGAUGCCCAUGUUGUCGAAAUCCCUGUAGACGAAGAGCACAAACAGAAGCUCUCGUGUGCAAUCCAACACCAUCCACUCAUGGAGAUCUCUCAGAGCCCCGGUCAUCUCCUGCUUUUAAAAUUAUGGCAACGAGAGGAAGAUCUCUUUGGGCGCAGGAUAUCCCUCAAGGAAACCAGAAUGGAUUCCAUUAAAAGAGAGAUCUUCCAAAUCUGUUGCUUCUUUUUAACCUUUCAUGGGUUUUUCUUCACCAUCUUGUUCACCUCCUCUGUUGGUACCAAGGAGCACCACACUUGUCAAAAAUGGUGGAUACCCUCUCUUGUAUCCGUCUCCACUUCGCUUGUUCUUUCAUUUUUGGUUCAGGUAAAGCUUUACAGGUACUGGAAAGUAUGGAAUCAGUUGCAGAGGGAGAAGGUUGGCAAUCGGGCACUUACCCGGUGUAUUCAAGAAUUGAGGAUGAAAGGGGCAAGCUUUGAUCUGAAUAAGGAACCACGGACAGGGAAGAGGAUCAAGAGCUCCAGCGUGGAAAUCAAGUGGAAGCCUCUGACUUGGUGUUCUCAGAACCUGAUUACUGUCUGUCUUGUUUGUUUCUCAGGUUUGGCUUUUGCUGCUUCCAAGUUCAUUCUCUGUGGAUUCUGAUUUCAUGGAGAGAUUUGGCAUUUGCGGCAUGUGUGUGGAGUUGGAAGGUUCUCACAUUGUCAUGCACAACCAUUUCAAUUCCUUAACCUAAGUGAAAGUUUAACAGAAUCUCAGGCACCAUCUUUUCCUGAGACUUGCUGCUGCCGACUCUUGAGUUGGGGAUGAAGCAUCUUGGUCCGAAUAUAAAUGUGCCACCUUUUUGGAGGUCUAACGAAGGAUUGAAGUGCCUCUGAAUUCCAUCAUCAGAUCAUCUUUUGGAAUUUGGGGGAGUUCUUUUGAUGUUGACAACAGUUCCUUCGACACCUUACAUGAUAAGAUUGAGAACCAACAACCUCUGGAUCUCUUAGCUUUUAUGAGCCCCUGAUUAACUUCAUUUUCACCCCAGCCAGACUGCUUACAUCUAAAAUGGAUUUUUGCCAAGAAUUCUAGACCCUGAAUUUGGAAUUUAUUUGCUCCUGCUAUUGUUAUAAUAAGUUCAAGCAGGUCAG
This is a messenger RNA of Rubroshorea leprosula, 1199 nucleotides long. The record is from the annotation of a GenBank genome assembly. NCBI's taxonomy places the organism in Eukaryota, Viridiplantae, Streptophyta, Magnoliopsida, Malvales, Dipterocarpaceae.